Messenger RNA from Lacerta agilis (Sand lizard), 4373 nucleotides. It is a transcript of the gene ADCY7, whose product is annotated as adenylate cyclase 7. The record is from RefSeq and is a predicted model, not a curated record. Gene Ontology annotation, biological process: adenylate cyclase-inhibiting G protein-coupled receptor signaling pathway; cAMP biosynthetic process; intracellular signal transduction. Lineage: Eukaryota; Metazoa; Chordata; Lepidosauria; Squamata; Lacertidae. Gene Ontology annotation, cellular component: plasma membrane. The coding region runs from base 641 to 3931 and encodes 1096 amino acids. Gene Ontology annotation, molecular function: adenylate cyclase activity. The transcript has 28 exons.
AGUCGUGCUUGGCGAGGCGGGCGUGUGGCCGCGCCUCCGGGGGAGCCAACGCCGCUAGAGGGCAGGGGCGGCACCCGCACGUCGGGCAGGCAGCGCCUUUCCGCUUUUGACUCACCCCUUCGGCUUGGGCUCUCCUCUCUUUCUCGCACACCCACCUACGCACGCAGGCAGGAUAGGCAAAACCCCGAGCCAAGGACAGCGACGAAGCCCUAGCCGGAUAAGCAGCGGCGGCGGCGGCAGAGUUUGCCCCACAAAGCGGUAAUCUGAGGGAAUAACUGACAGCUUGUGCAAGAUGUUUGAAUGAACACGGCGAAAUAGAAGCAGCCUCCUAUCCGCAACACAAAUAGCAAUCAAGUCUGGAAGAAGGGGGGGGGGAGACACCAUGUGUGGAACUGUUGAUGAGUAGCACAUGGCUUGGGAGCGGAGGAGGAGGAGGGUGCUUCUCUUCCAAUUUAUGCUGAGAUCUGGAGGACUUGAUGCUUAUAAGAAGAGAUGCGAGCGCAGAGCGCAAGUCUGUUGAUGUGGCCAAACAAGGCAGACCCAGCAGCUACUUGACUGGAGGUGGCUAUUUGGAGCAGCGCAGACCUGCCCUGCCUAUCACGAGGGGGAGAGGCACCACCGUGGCCCAGCCAGAAUUAAGAUGCCAGCGAAAGGCAAAUACUUCUUCAACGAGAAUGAAGGCUGCAAGAUAACAGACCCUUUGUACGAGAAGUACCGCUACUCAAGCCAACAGCAUCCCCUCCUCUUCUUCCUUCUCUUCAUUGUCAUUGCCUAUUGUGCAACCCUCAUCGUCGUUCUCCUCACCCAGCAUCAGCCACCGGGAGAUCAUCUUGCCUACCUUAUUACAGUCGGCACAGCACUCAUAAUUUUCAUAGUCAUGUACGUUCUGGUUUAUUUCGAAUACUUCUUUUGGUGUCGGCUGAAAUUGUUUGCUGUUGUGAUUUGGAUCUGCUUGCUGGCCAUAGGAUAUGUCUCUAUUUUUGCCGCAGGGAAGACUCUUCAACUUGCUGCAUGGGAACAGGUGCCAUUCUUUCUGUUCAUCAUCUUCACGGCUUAUACCAUGUUCCCCUUGGGAAUGAGAGAUGCUGUGAUUGUCAGCGGCGUUUCAGCACUCUCCCAUAUUGUAGUCCUGAGCAUCGCUGUAGCGCAAAACAAACAGGACCAUCAUACUCUUCCACGUCAGGUGCUUGCCAAUGCUUUCAUUUUUCUCUGUGGUAACCUGAUGGGUGCAUUCCACAAGCAUCAGAUGCAGGAUGCCUCGUGGGAUCUGUACAGAUAUACUUUAAAGUGCAUCCAAGUCCAAAUGAAGCUGAAGAUUGAAAAGAGGCAGCAAGAAAGCUUGCUUUUAUCGAUACUGCCGGCUCAUAUCUCCAUGGGAAUGAAACUAGCCAUCAUAGAACGCCUGAAGGAAACCAACGACAGGAAGAAGCACGACAACAACUUCCACAGCCUGUAUGUGAAACGGCACCAGAAUGUUAGCAUCUUGUAUGCAGACAUUGUAGGAUUCACUCGUCUGGCAAGUGACUGCUCUCCCAAAGAACUGGUGGUGAUGUUGAAUGAACUCUUUGGCAAAUUCGAUCAAAUAGCAAAGGAAAAUGAAUGCAUGAGGAUAAAAAUUCUGGGAGACUGUUAUUACUGUGUCUCGGGAUUACCUGUUUCCUUGCCAGUACAUGCCAAGAACUGUGUGAAAAUGGGCCUUGACAUGUGCGAAGCUAUAAAACAAGUGAGAGAAGCCACAGGAGUGGACAUCAAUAUGCGAGUCGGCAUUCACUCUGGGAACGUGCUCUGCGGUGUAAUAGGGCUUCGGAAAUGGCAGUAUGACGUUUGGUCUCACGAUGUUUCCUUAGCUAACCGAAUGGAAUCUGCGGGAGUUCCUGGCCGUGUACACAUCACAGAAGCAACCCUCAGUCACCUAGGCAAAGCUUAUGAAGUGGAAGAUGGGAAUGGACACCUCAGAGAUCCUUACCUUGAAUCCAUGAAUAUCAAAACUUACUUGGUGAUAGACCCGAGGUCUAAGCAGCGCACUUCCAACAACCAUCUCCCACAAACCACCAGAGUGCACGAUGGCUUGAAGAUGAGGGCCUCUGUCCGGAUGUCGAGGUUCUUGGAGACCUGGGGGGCCGCGCGGCCUUUUGCUCACCUAAACCACAGAGAGAGUGUGAGCAGUGAGACAUCUGCACCAAACAGAAGGCAUAGGAGGGAGAUAGCUCUGCAGUUGGUGAGCCGCCAGAGGACUACAGAGAGUCUGGAUAGGUCUAGACAAGAACCAUUGUGUCCUCCUUCAGUUGUAAGCUAUAAGAAUACCUCUCAGAAAGGAAGGAUGGAAGAAGAAAUUAACGACAAAAUGAUGUCAACCAUCGAGGGCCUCAGUUCAGCCAAGCCGUGGUGUGGUAAAAAAGACGACUUCCGUGGGCUGUGUGGGUUCUUGCUAUGUUUCGUAGAAAUGGAGCUUGAGAAAGAGUAUCGCACAAUCCCGAUCCCCAAACUGAGGGGUUAUUUUGCCUGCGCCAGCAUUGUGUUGCUGUGUAUGUUCCUUGUACAGAUUUCCAUAAUGCAAGGAACGUCAAAAUUAUGGAUUCCAUUUGGGGUCGUAGCUAUCAUAAUGGGACUAAUUUUGUGUGUGUGCUUUGCUGAUGACUGUUGGAGACCCUGUUCAAAGCAGUGGCCCCCAGCCCGCUAUCUCCGCACGCUUUCAGAGAAAAUGGAGACCAUGCCUGCCGUGAGGCUCCCACUGGCCAGUAUUGCAAUCGGCUCUCUGUUAAUCCUAGCUGUUUCUAACUUGUACACAGACCAGACUGUUGGAAACUGUACUACACCAAACCCGCAGGUGGGCAACAGUUCUUCUGAAAACAGCGACAUACUGAGAAUUGAAGCUGAGACCUACUCAUAUUAUACCUACUGCUGCCUUCUGGGUUUCAUCGCAUGCUCUGUGUUCCUUCGAAUGAGCUUUGAACUGAAGCUUAUCCUUUUGUCAGGAGCCGUCGUUGGGUAUUUCAUUGUAUUUAAUAGCAACCUGCUUUUGUGCUCCAGCCGCAGCAACGUCAAUGACUCCACCACAAGGUUUUUUAUGAAAGAACCAAGAAUAAUGACAAAUUUAUACCUGGCUCUGUUUUACAUAACCUUGGUUCUACUGUCAAAACAGAUAGACUAUUACUGUCGUCUGGACUGCCUACAGAAGAAUAAAUUUAAACAGGAACACGAAUCGUUUGAAACGAUGGAAAAUGUAAACCGGCUGCUACUGGAGAAUGUGCUCCCAGCUCACGUCGCUGCCCAUUUUAUUGGGGACAAAUUAAAUGAGGAUUGGUACCAUCAAUCCUAUGACUGUGUCUGUGUCAUGUUUGCCUCAGUACCCGACUUCAAGGUGUUCUACACAGAAUGUGAUGUCAACAAGGAAGGGCUGGAGUGCCUUCGACUCCUCAAUGAAAUAAUUGCCGAUUUUGACGAGCUGUUGCUGAAACCUAAAUUCAGUGGUGUUGAAAAAAUCAAAACUAUUGGGAGUACAUACAUGGCAGCAUCAGGACUCUGUGUUACCCCAGGCCAAGAGAAUAAUCUGGACCAAGAAAGACAGCAUGCUCAAAUCGGCAUCAUGGUGGAAUUUGCGAUGGCUUUGAUGACUAAGCUGGAUGGCAUCAACAGGCACUCAUUCAACAAUUUCCGUCUCAGAGUUGGCAUAAACCAUGGCCCUGUGGUAGCUGGUGUGAUUGGUGCUCGCAAACCACAGUAUGACAUCUGGGGAAACACAGUCAAUGUUGCCAGUAGAAUGGAGAGUACAGGAGAACUUGGGAAAAUCCAGGUUACAGAAGAGACUUGCAAAAUACUGGAGAACCUGGGAUACGCCUGCGAAUGCCGAGGACUUAUUAACGUCAAGGGGAAAGGAGAACUGGUGACUUACUUUGUGUGCACGGAUACAGCCAAAUCCCAAGCGCUUUGAUUCGAGCAAGAAACUGCUGAGAAGUUCCGUCAAAAUUUGUGUCUUGCUGGGCUUGGUUGUUUUUAAAAUAACUUCCCUUCCGGAAAGCCUGGAAACUCCGCCUCCUUAUGGAAAGGAGCUUAUGACAAAAACGAGUGCGGACUAGAAGUGUUAGUACUUGUAUCUCAAGAGAAAGGAUUGUGGAAAAGCUCUUUACAGCUGUGCCUGUCAAAAGAGUUUGCAGGUGUCCAUGUUGCAGAUUAUUCUCCUUUCCCUGCCAUGCAGCCACAGGACAAAGCUCCACUUCUGCACCUUUUUUCAUGGAUUCAGUUGAACGAAUUGCCUCAUUAAAACAUUCCACUGCCUCGUCCUUUUAGACCUGGUUUAACAGUAUUGCAGUUGUCCUUGGACACAGCACCGCCUUGAAUUUGCAGCAGUCUUAUUACAUAAGGCAACAGGACUG